Pungitius pungitius (ninespine stickleback) is the source of this 2593-nucleotide messenger RNA. RefSeq names its product synaptotagmin XIX (gene syt19). Gene Ontology annotation, biological process: calcium-ion regulated exocytosis; regulation of calcium ion-dependent exocytosis; regulation of dopamine secretion. Lineage: Eukaryota; Metazoa; Chordata; Actinopteri; Perciformes; Gasterosteidae. Gene Ontology annotation, cellular component: plasma membrane; exocytic vesicle. The record is from RefSeq and is a predicted model, not a curated record. The transcript has 9 exons. The coding region runs from base 568 to 1821 and encodes 417 amino acids. Gene Ontology annotation, molecular function: clathrin binding; SNARE binding; calcium-dependent phospholipid binding.
GGUACAGGUGCCCGAGAAAGCAGAGCGCAAGUCGAGCGCUCUACUUCAAAAAUGAAUCAAACGUAUUGAAGUUAGAAAAAUUUGAACUCAUGAUACCUAAAGGUGCAAUGUAAAUGCUCUUUGUCGUGUAUAUAAUAGAGAAAAAGGACUGUGUAGGCAGGAUUCUGUGUAGACGGGGGCAGUUCCAGUGCUACCUCGCCGCAGGGGCCUGGCUCGAUUGUUGAAGCCAUCUGACCGCAACACGGGAGUCUUUAAGAGGAACAGAGCAAAGAAGAGUGCAUGCCAUUCAGAUCUAAUCAAACCAGUUUGCCUAGACUGCUGUGCAGGAAGUCCCGUGCGCUGUGUGUGGAGAGUGAGAGGAGAGAGGAGGUGUGCACACAGCACCUGCAACGACAAGGUGCCACUUUGGCCGUGUCUUGCUAACUAGUUACUUUAUGUUUUGUGAGAGAGCCCCGCAUUCAUUGCGUGGGAAGAUUCUUGCAUUCCUGAAGGAAAAGAUGAACUUGUCAUCACAUACUACAGAGGCGUGUUUUGGCUACAUGCGGCUGGCGAGUGAGAAGUAGGCCAAUGGACUAUCUGCCCAACGAGUGGCUGCUGUCGACUGUUGGAGAGCUGAGGAUGCCGUUCUCAGACGCGGUCAAGUACUCCAUCUUGGGCAUUUCGGUCGCUCUUCUUCUACUUGCGCUGUGCAUCUUGGUAUGGCAGGCCUUCAGAUGCUGCACCAGCAGGCACACCACAAUCACCCAGCCAGAUGCUGUAAACGGGGAUCCGCUGUGCUCAGGCAAAAAGUCAAGAAAUAUGAGAAACUACUCAGGAGCUCCAUGCACUAGGAUGGAGAAUGUCAGCACAGAGGUACGCAGACUCAGCCGCUGUUUGUCGGGAGCCUCGUAUCUUGCCUCAGGAUCCAGACAAGUGGAUGGAGAGGAGCAAGAGGCCAUUAUAAAGGUCGAUGGAUCGAUUCGUUUUUCCAUCUAUUAUGACCAACUCCAGUCCCACCUUGUGGUCACCGUCCUGCAGGUGGAAGGGCUUUUGGGGCCAAGCAAGACAUGCAGUCUCGAGCUAUUUGUUAAGCUGAGACUCAUGUGGGCAGGUUCAGUGGGAGUGGAAGUGGAUGACUGUACGGAAGAGGAGGACGAAGGGACUGCACCCAUCUUGUGGACGGUUCUGCAUGAGUGGCGGACUCGGGUUGUGAAAGGCAGCUGUAACCCUUUAUUUGGAGACCAAUUCAGCUGCAUCAUGCAAGAGGACAAGGAGCUUCAUCACAUAGACCUCAAGAUGGAGGUGAGGCACUUUGAUAAAUUCUCUAGACACACAGUGUUGGGAGAGGUGCGGGUUCCUCUAGGGCAGCUCAACAUCUCCUAUCCUCUUGAGCUACAGGAAGAUCUGAAGACACCCCAGAAGGAUCUUGUAGGAGAGGUGCUCCUCACUUUAAAGUUUCUUCCCACCUCUCAGAGGCUUGAAGUUGGACUACUUAAGGUCAGAACGGUCCUCACAGAAAUACGCUCAGCUGGAGCCCUGUAUGCCAGGAUCAGUGUGCAGUGCAACCAGCACAAAUUGAGGUACCAAAAAACCUCAGCUAUGGCCUAUUCACUGGUUACAGUCUUCAAUGAGGUACUCAUGUUCUCCCUGCCAGAGUUUCCCCUGGAGCAGUGUAAAAUAUCAGUUUCAGUGUAUGAGACUCACAUGACUAGAAAAUUACCCAAACAUCUAAUUGGACAUUUGACUUUGGGGAAGGAAGAAAAUUCACAAGACAAGCAUUGGAGCUCAAUGAUGUGUUCAGUUCGCCAGCCAAUAGCAAAGUGGCAUGGCCUACUGAUUUGACUGGUAUGUAAAUACUCACCGGCAGUGGUUUGUUGUCCACACCUGUUUGUAAAUUACUAAAAGUUGUAGUGCUCAUGUGUCAACCUGAGGAAUCUGUGCCUGCUUAGCAGUAUGCCAAACAUCAACCCCUUCCCAACGGCUCAUCACAUGUUAGCACUCAUUAUUGUUGAAGAUUAUUUAAUUUUUUGCUCAGGCUGUGCUUAACUGUGUCACAGUUAUCUGCAAUUCUUUUGUGCUUGUUCGAAAAUCACAUUCUGCGUUAAUAAAUCUCUGAAAGUUCAGUCAAUAUAUGCACUGUUAAUGGGAGUGUUGAACAAUGGUUUAUCUGUAAGGGAAAGUAGAAAAUAACUGGUCUCAACCGAAAAUCUUACCAAUGUUAAGUAGCCUCACUGGAUUAAAACAAAGAAUAAGAACACAUUUACUCAUGGUAGGGCUGGGUGGUAUAACCAUUCAACCGGAAGCAGAUUAUAUUAUAGUAUAGGUUUUUUUUCAUAUCGGUGUACAGCCGUAACGAAUGAUGUUCAUCAGCAGAGAGCGUAUUUACUUUUACACCUGACUGCUACCAGCCGCGGUUGGACCUACAUCCUGUCACAACAUUUUGGGAAAGAUAAACAGUUUCUAACACUGAUAAUUAGACAUUUUUUCAAAAUUGCCCCUCCGAACUGCAUGCUGGAUACAGUUUCCUGUCCUUCACAACAACAAGAAACCCCGUAGCUACAUGAAUACACGGAAAAGAGCGAUUCAGGAGGAACAGCGAGAGACUAGAGAUGCA